AUACCAAUGGAAAACGUCAGUGUUGUAGGGGAGGUGGGACCUCUCAAGGAAUGGUUUCGAACUGACUUCUUCCCACUGCUCUCAUUUCCUGUUUUUGGCAAUAGUGUCAAACCUAGGACUAGUCGAUAAGAGAAACCAGAGCAAACACACAGUAGACAGGCAGCAUGGAGGUUACUGUGGACAUGAACAUCUAUCAGAACUCCCAUCAGGGCCAACAUACUCAGAGUCAGACCCCAGUGCGGACGGAUGACAGACGUUACAAAGAGUACAGAUUGUACAGUCUGGUUGCAGUGAGUUUUGGGCUACUCUGUGUUCUGCAAGUGACUCUCAACAUCUACCUGCGUCUUGUCGGGGGAUCUUGUCCAGAAGGGUGGCUGUCUUUUGGUUCCAGCUGUUACCAUAUUUCAGCCUCACACAGAAACUGGACUGACAGCAAGGAGGACUGCCACCAGAGGGAGGCAGAACUGAUUGUUAUAAACAGCCAAGAGGAGCAGGAAUUUGUGAAAGCACUCUCUGUGACAGCUUGGAUUGGUCUCAGCUGCAGCGAAGAAGGGAGAGUCUGGAAAUGGGUAGAUGGUAGGCCACUGACCACUGGGUUCUGGUCGACUGGAGAGCCCAACAACAAUGGGAACAACGAGAACUGUGCUGAGAGUUGGCCCCGUUCUCCAUCUCUGGAAUCCUGGAAUGAUGCGAGUUGUGACUCUGAAUCUCACUGGAUAUGCAAGAGAACACCCUAGUCCAAUAUGUGAUGCCAGACGCAUACAUCAUGAGUGCUUUUGCGCUCUACAUCAAAAAACAUACAAAUAAAUAAAAAGAAUGAUUCAUAA
Messenger RNA from Clupea harengus (Atlantic herring), 827 nucleotides. Its product is annotated as C-type lectin domain family 4 member M-like. The record is from RefSeq and is a predicted model, not a curated record. NCBI's taxonomy places the organism in Eukaryota, Metazoa, Chordata, Actinopteri, Clupeiformes, Clupeidae.